ACGACGGCGUUUCUCCCUCCAUCAAUCUCAGUGUCUCACAGUCUCACAAGUCACAAGCAAUGAAAUUGUAGAGAGAGAAAGACAGAGGAGAGAGAUAUCGAGAGAGAAGUUAGGGUUUCAGCUCGGGUUUCACGAUGGAAGGUCUCAUCAUUCUCGAUACGGACAACGGCGGCGCCGGAGAUAACAAGGCAAAAGGUGAGAAAAUUGCUAAGGGGUUGUCGAUUGGAAGUAACUCACGGAAGAGGCUUGCUGAUAUUAGCAACUUGCAGCCGCAGCAACUGAAACCAUCGAUUCAACAGGUGAAGCAGCAAUUUGAUUCAGAUACAAAUAAAGAGUAUAUUGACAAUCUUCAGAAGGAAAAUAGGACAUUGAUGAAACUUCUUACUGACAGAAACAAAAUCAUAGAAUUGAGCAGAGUAGAGAUACAGAACUUGAGAAUCAAUCUGCAGAAAGUACAACUUCAGAAUUUACAACUCGCCCAAGCAAAUAGCCAGAUCUUAGGGGAACUCAGUUCAGGUAAAGAUAAGCUAAAGGCACUUCAACAUGAAAUCGGGUGCAAAAAUGGUUUGCUCAAACUGAGAAAACUGGAGGCUGAGGAGAAACCCAAAAGAGUAACGUGCCAAAGUACAGAAAAUCAGGUAGAAGGUUUAACUAAGUGUGUUGAAGCGGGGGAGUCCUUGCAAGCAGAUAAGAAGGAUGGUCCUUGUAAUACCCAAAGGGAUCGACAUCCAAAAAAUCCACUUGUGGCUUCUCAUACUGUUGAAGCAGUCGAAGUUAAAGAGAAGGCUGAUAAUAAAAGAGGCUUGAGAAGGCAGUCUGCAAGGUUUAAAACUGAAGAACACGAAGCAACUGAAGAAAUGCCUGAGACCAAUGGUUGCAAAAUUCCCGUCUCUCCUCUUUGCAAUAAUGUGGUUCAUAAAAGUGUGACGACAUUUUCAUCAGCAGAAAAAGAGGCUCCUGCUAUUGAAGCAGUCCAAGCUAACAAGAAGGCUUACCACAAAAGACAUUUUAAAAGACAGUCUGCAAAGUUAAAAACUGAAGAACAGGAAGCUACUGAAGAAAUGUUUGAGACCAAUGGUGACAAAAUUCCUGUCUCUCUUCUACGUGACAACGUGGUUCAUGCAAGUGAGACGAUAUGUCCAUUAGGAGGAAAAGACGAUUCUACGAGUGCAGCAGUCCAAGCUAAAGAGAAGGCUUACAACAAUAGGCGUUUUACGAGGCAGUCUGCAAAGUUAAAAACCGAAGUACAGGCAGCACCUGAAGUGUUUGGUACCAAUGGUGAAAAGUUUCACGUCUCUCAUCUAUGUCAUAAUGUGGUUCAUGAAAGUGCUCCGACAUGCUCAGUGUUGGAAACAGAGGAUCCUAUUACUGCAGCAGUCCAAGCCAAAGAGAAGGCUGACAACAAAAGGCGUUUGACUAGGCAAUCUGCAAGGUUUAAAACUGAAGAAUUGUUUGAGACCAACGAUGACACAGUCCAUGUCUCUCCUCUAAGUGACGAUGUGGUUCAUGAAAGUGGUUCAACAUGUUCUUCGGUGAAAAAGGAGGAUGAAGGAUACACUGCCCCGAGAUCUGAAGGCCAGGAAUGUCGGAGAUCAUCUGCAAGGCCACUGCGGCGAGCAACUCAGAUGAUUAAGUCAUACAAGGAAACUCCAGUUAAUGUGAAGAUGCGCAGAGAAAAUUGACAGAUGAUGGGUUAAAAUGCACAAACUUAACCUGAAAUGUGCAAUGGGGCUCGUAGCUCAAGCAGUUAAGAGCAUACUCUUGCAUCCGAGGUUCUAAGUUCAACUCCUCCUCCCUACUAUUGUAUCCAAAACUCAAGUCUCUCUCUCUCUCUCUCUCAAGGUAUUGUGAUCAUUGAAAAUAUGAUUUCUGUCGAUUUUUUUCUUCCCUUGCAGGUAAAUAUUGUACUUACUUCUUACCAGUCAUCUAAUCACAGGGGCUUAUGAUUUUUUCCCUUCUGGGUUUUUUUUUUUUUUUUUGUAUUGGCUUUUUAGCUAAAAUGGUCUUUGAGAUUUGCAUAACUCUUUACUUUGUUCCCUAAGAUUCGAAAUCAAUAGCAGUUGUCCUUGAGUUUGUACACCAUCAAUCAUUUUAGUCAUUCUAUGAAAAAUUAUGUUAAAUAAGAAGGACAAAGGUAUCCUCAACUUAAUAAACAAUGUGCAUUUGAUAGAAAUAGAGUGUUUUUUGUUAUUUUAUAUUCAUUUAAUAGAGAUUUUUCACGGAAAGACCAAAAUAAUUGAUGGGUGGACAAAUUCAGGAACAACUUUUAUCGAUUUCAAAUCUCAGGAACAACUUUUUUCAUUUUAAUUGAAAAAAAAUCUUUCGUAUAUAACCUAGAUUAAUCUUGAAUAAAUAAAUGACUAGCCCAUAUCACAUCUUCACAUGCAAAAGAGGAGACAAAAGGGGUCGAUUCUUUCUUUCUUGCAUCGUGAUCAAAUCACCCCUUUACAACGCCAAGCCGCGUUCUUGCACGAACAAAGCAGGGAAAAGGAAAGCCUAAGCAAAUGACCCAAGUUGAGGAAAAAGCUUGUUUUAUAGAGUGUUGGACAACAAACAAAUAUGCUUUAAACUUGGAAUUGUGAGUACCCUUUGACUAGAUUUUUUGUAUAUAUAAUUA
Messenger RNA from Pyrus x bretschneideri (Chinese white pear), 2617 nucleotides. Its product is annotated as SHUGOSHIN 2. The record is from RefSeq and is a predicted model, not a curated record. Gene Ontology annotation, cellular component: chromosome, centromeric region; nucleus. Gene Ontology annotation, biological process: maintenance of meiotic sister chromatid cohesion; meiotic sister chromatid segregation. The transcript is spliced from 14 exons. Bases 135 to 1682 code for a protein of 515 amino acids. NCBI's taxonomy places the organism in Eukaryota, Viridiplantae, Streptophyta, Magnoliopsida, Rosales, Rosaceae.